AUGGCAGUCAGUCAAUCGGUUGUCGGCCGCAACAAUGCGGACAAGGCCUCGGGUCUCAUCGGCAUGUUCCGCAACCCAUAUGUGUUCGGGACCUGUUGUUUCGCCUCCCUCGGAUGUGUCAUGUACGGUUACGAUCAGGGUGUGAUGAGUCCGGUGCUGGUCAUGGAGAACUUCGAGAACCACUUCCCCGUCUUCAUGGGUGCCACCAUCCAAGGAUGGCUGGUUUCUGCUUUGGAACUCGGUGCCUGGGCUGGUGCUCUGUUUAACGGUUACCUCGCCGACGCCAUUUCUCGGAAAUACUCUAUGAUGGUUGCUGUCAUUAUCUUCACCCUGGGCACUGGUCUCCAGGCCGGCGCCCAGACUCCGGCCUACUUCUUCGCCGGUCGUAUCAUCGGUGGUGUCGGUAUCGGUAUGUUCAGUAUGGUUGUUCCUCUCUACCAGGCCGAAGUUGCUCCUCCCGAGCUCCGAGGCUCGCUCGUCUCGCUGCAGCAGCUAUUCAUCACCAUCGGCACGGCCAUUGCCUUUUGGCUCGACUAUGGCAUGCAGUACGUUGGUGGCGUGCACUGUGACCCGGAGGGCAUCUCCGAUCCCUUCCUCGCGGACGGUACCUACAACGCUGCUCAGAACCACGGCCACACCUGUCUGGGUCAGAAGACCAUCGCCUGGAGAUUGCCCUUGGCCCUGCAGCUCAUCCCGGCCUGGAUCCUCUUCUUCGGCAUCAUCUUCUUCCCCUUCUCCCCCCGUUGGUUGAUGAUGAAGCACCGUGAGGACGACGCUCUUGCCGCCCUCUCCAAGCUUCGCCGCCUCUCCCCCACCGACCCCUUGCUGCGUGCCGAGUUCCUCGAAAUCAAGGCCACCGUCAUGUUCGACGAACAGUCCGAGCAGGAGCAGAUUGGUGCUGGUGGCAGGCUCGCUCCCUGGAAGGCCCUGUUCGAGCCCAACAUGUUCCGCCGCCUCAUGCUCGGAUGCAUCACCAUGGUUGCCCAACAGUUCACCGGUAUCAACGCUGUCAUGUACUAUGCCCCUCAGCUUUUCGAGUCCUUUGGCUUCAACUCCACCAAGACGACCCUGCUCGCCACCGGUGUCACUGGUAUCCUGCAGAUCACCUUCACCAUGCCCUCUGUCCUGUUCCUCGACAAGUUCGGUCGUAAAACCUUCCUCAUCGUCGGUGCCAUCGGAAUGUUCUGCUGCCACAUCGUCGUCGCGACUGUCUUUGGCUUGUACCAAGACAAGUGGGACGAAAACAAGGGUCUUGACAAGGCCCAAGGUUGGGUUGCCAUCACCUUCAUCUGGCUGUUCGCUGUCAACUUUGCCUACUCUUGGGGUCCUGUCGCCUGGGUUUUGACGCAGGAGAUCUUCCCCAACAGCAUGCGCUCCCGCGGUGUCGCCAUCGUGGCGUCGACCAACUGGAUGUUCAACUUCAUCAUCGGCCUGACUACCAAGGACAUGCUCAACUCGAUGAAGUACGGCACCUACAUCUUCUUUGCCGUCUUCUCCGCCCUCGGUGGUAUCUUCAUCUGGAAGUUCGCCCCUGAGACCAAGAACAAGACCCUGGAGGAGCUGGAUAUUUUCUUCGGUGGUGGCGAGGACAGCAUCGCCGAGGCGGAUCGCCUUCGCAUGCAGCGCAUCUAUGAGGAGCUUGGUCUCCUUGGUGUUGAGCAUGUCGAUGACCUCAAGAAGGUGCAUGAGCACGAAGAUAUCCAGAGCACCGAGAAGGCUUGA
Penicilliopsis zonata CBS 506.65 is the source of this 1722-nucleotide messenger RNA. RefSeq lists its product as hypothetical. Bases 1 to 1722 code for a protein of 573 amino acids. Lineage: Eukaryota; Fungi; Ascomycota; Eurotiomycetes; Eurotiales; Aspergillaceae. Gene Ontology annotation, biological process: transmembrane transport; carbohydrate transport. Gene Ontology annotation, cellular component: membrane. The record is from RefSeq and is a predicted model, not a curated record. The transcript has 2 exons. Gene Ontology annotation, molecular function: carbohydrate:proton symporter activity.